GCCCAAGGAAGGCUGGAUGGUGGACCGGGGUGUGUGUGUAUGUGGGGUGGGGUGGGGGGUAAAGGAAUCCCAAAAUUUCCGAAGGAGGCAACCCACGCCCUGUUUCUCCUCUGUCCUGCAUUGCUAUGCCAUCAGAGGGAUGGGGAGGAAAAGAAAAGGAUGGGGAUCUCUUCCCGGCGGCACGUGUUCGGCCGGCUGAUCUCUUCGGCGAAAGAAUCCCAGCGCCUCCUUUCUUCUAGCGAGGGCAAGCAAGAGGAUUUCCCACCUCACUUUAUCCUCUCAACAUCAGCCCUUUCAGGAAGGUGGCGCCUCUUUUCCCGGAGCCGCGGCCGCCCCCCCGUGACCUUUUUGCCCUGAAGGCCGCCCCAUGGCUCUGCCGUCCCUCCUGAAACGCUGCCUGCGGUUCCGGCUGCUGUGGGGGCUGCUCUCCGGCCUGACCACGCUCUCCACACUCAGCUUCCUGGCCAGCGGAGGCCACGAAGUGCUGCUUUCCGGCUCCCUGCCCUAUCUGCUGGACAGUGGGGGGCACCACCCCCUAAGCGCCCCCCUGCUGCCCUCCUCGGAGGACUUCCUCCUGCAGCCUCCGCCCGAGGCCUGCAGCCCCCGGCCCCCCUCCCUGCUCGUCCUGGUGACCAGCGCCCCAGAGCAUACAGCCCAGCGGCAGGCAGUGCGCGACACCUGGGGAGGCGUCCGGUGGGCCGGGGACUACACCGUCCGGACCUUCUUCACCCUGGGAUUGCCCCCGGAGCCCUCCCGGCAGGCGGCUUUGGAGCGGGAGGCCGCCGGGCACCGAGACAUCAUCCAGGGGCGCUUCAUGGACACCUACCGCAACCUCACCCUCAAGACGCUGGCCCUCCUGGGCUGGGCCACCACCCACUGCUCCGGGGCCCUCUUCCUCCUCAAAGCCGACGACGAUGUCUUCCUCAACCUGCCCGCCCUGGUGGAACACCUCCAGAUCGGAGGGCACCUCGCCCGCCUACCUGCCUACCUGGGUCGGAUCCAUUGGAGGGUGCGCCCCGACCGAGACCCCAACAGCCACCACCACGUGCCCGCCUCCCUUUACCCGGAAGGUGUCUUCCCGCCCUACUGCAGCGGCACGGCCUACGUGCUCUCCGGAGACUCCCUGGCCGCCAUCUUGGGGGCGGCCCGCCACGUGCCCUUGAUCCCCGUGGAGGACGUCUUUGUGGGUCUCUGCACCCGCCGGGCGGGCCUCGCCCCCAAGCACCUGGCCCGCAUGGCGGGGUCUGCCCACGUGCCCCCUGACCCCUGCUGCUACCGGGAGGUGAUGUUCGGCGUCCACCAGGUGGCCCCUGCGGAGAUGGUGGCCAUGUGGGACGAGGCAGGUCCUCGGGAGAAGCCCUGCAGCCUCGUGCAGCGGGCCUUGGGCCUCCUCCGGUGCAAGGCGCUGGCUUGGCUCAGCUAGCAGCCGCCGUGGGAGAACGGCUGCCCGUUUUGCAGGCCUGGACCAAAGAGGGCUGCGGUUUUGGAAGGAAAAACUGCUGUCUGGCUCAUUUUGCUUUUGUUCCCUGGGGGGGCUUAAGAGAGGCAGGAAAGAAGGAAGCUCCCUUCCAAUUUCC
Messenger RNA from Pogona vitticeps (central bearded dragon), 1577 nucleotides. NCBI's taxonomy places the organism in Eukaryota, Metazoa, Chordata, Lepidosauria, Squamata, Agamidae. The record is from RefSeq and is a predicted model, not a curated record.